Morus notabilis is the source of this 1062-nucleotide messenger RNA. Its product is annotated as putative MO25-like protein At5g47540. The transcript is spliced from 11 exons. Gene Ontology annotation, molecular function: protein serine/threonine kinase activator activity. Gene Ontology annotation, biological process: intracellular signal transduction. NCBI's taxonomy places the organism in Eukaryota, Viridiplantae, Streptophyta, Magnoliopsida, Rosales, Moraceae. The record is from RefSeq and is a predicted model, not a curated record. Bases 1 to 1062 code for a protein of 353 amino acids.
AUGAAAGGCCUUUUCAAGUCCAAGCCAAAAAGCCCCGUGGAGCUGGUAUGCCAAGCGCGCGAUCAUCUUAUUUUUUUUAAUGGGAAUGCAUCAGAGAGUCCCCAGCUUAAACGUCAGGAGAAGAUGCACAAAUUGGGCAAAAGAAUAUUCGAAAUAAGAACCGUUCUUUAUGGAAAUAUUGGUGAAAAAGAGCCGAAUAAAGACGCUUGCGCACAAGUGACUCGAGAGUUUUUCAAAGAUGAUAUACUCCGCCUUCUUAUUACUUGUUUUCCAAAGUUGGACUCCGGGAUCCGUCAAGACGCCACCCAUGUGGUCACUAAUUUACAGAGGCAAUGGGUGAAUUCAAGGUUGAUUGCUUCCGAGUACUUGGAAAAGAAUUUAGAUGUUAUGGAUAUCCUCAUACUCGGUUAUGAAGACAGUGAUAUUGCUUUAAGUUAUGGUGCAAUUGCAAGAGAGUGUAUCCGUCAUCAGACUGUUGCAAAGUAUGUUUUGGAGUCGAAACACAUGAACAAAUUUUUUGACUACAUACAAGAUCCAAAUUUCGAAAUAGCAUCUGAUGCUGCGACAACUUUUAGGGAGCUUUUGACCAGGCAUAAGUCUACUGUGGCAGAAUUUCUUUCUAAAAACUACCACUGGUUUUUCAAGGAGUACAAUUCCAAAUUGCUUAGUUCUCCAUGCUACAUUACCAAACGGCAAUCUACCAAGCUGUUAGGAGACAUAUUACUAGAUCGCUCAAAUUCUGAUGUGAUGCUUCGGUACGUGAGCUCUUUGGAUAACAUGAAAGUCUUGAUGAACCUUCUCAAGGAUUCAAACAAGACAAUUCAAUUAGAAGCUUUUCAUGUCUUCAAGCUAUUUGUCGGGAACCAAAAUAAGCCUGCUGAGAUAAUUAAUGUGCUUGUCACCAACAAGAGUAAGCUUCUUCGUUUCUUCGAAGACUUCAAUUUUGAUAAAGCAAAUGAGCAGUUUGAGGCAGACAAAGCUGAGGUCAUUAGAGAGAUAGGUACUCUUGGACCAAAUGAUUGUUUACGCAAAGCAAUAGACAAUUGCGAGAUUACAUGCUGA